UCGGGGGAGGAGGUGUUUGCAUUUCUCCGCAGGACCAGCUCGCUUUGCAGAGCAUUGUCUGGGUAUGAGAAUCACACACAGGCACAGGGACAGGGGAGAGCGCACCGGAGCAUCUCUCUCGGGCAGAGCAUCUCAGCCAGCCUGAGCACCCUUUUAGUCCCCCGCCCCUCCCCGAGCACCAACAGCCCCCACCAACAAAAGAGAAAAAAAGAGAAAAAAACCAAAGUUUGCAAAUCUUCCGCCUCCCCCCUUGGCUUUUUUUUUUUUUUUUUUGGUUCGGUGUUUGGGUUUUUUUUUGUUGUUUUGUUUUUUUUAUUAUUAUUAUUUUUAUUUUAGCGAUGGCAAAUUCCUUCACGGCCAGGAGCUGGCCCAUCCCCUGAGCAAAGGCAGCUCGGACAUGACCGGCAGGCGAGGGAGGAGGAGGAGGAAUUUGGAUUCCCUUCGGAGGCGCCGACCCCUCCUCCGGCCGGGGGGGAGCGCGGAGCCGGCGGGGCUGGACCGGCCGCUGUCCCCCCGCGGCCCCCGCCCCGCCCCGCACCACGGGGAUGCGGCAUCUCCAGCGCCGGGACGGAUCCCUGCUGCAAUGAGAUCUGAGCCUUGAGGUGAAGACCUCGACCAAAACAACUGCAGAGAGCCUGUGCUUCAGCCCUAAUCACAGUGUUAACAAGCAAACCUUGACUGAAGUUAAUUAAGAGAGAAGAUGGCCCUCACCUGGAAGAUCUGCCUCUUCACUCUCGUAUUGCUUCCCACGGUCGCAGCAACCCACUCCAACUGCAUCAUUAAAAAGGAGCAAGAGACCUGUCUGGAGAAGAUCCGGAGGGCGGCUGCCCUGAACCCUUUCAAUGACUCCUCUCCGGGUUGCCCAGGAAUGUGGGACAACAUUACAUGCUGGAAACCUGCAAGUGUGGGGGAAAUUGUCUUUGUCAAGUGUCCUGCACUCUUCAGGUUUAUCAUCUCUGAAGAUGGUUGGGAGGUGGAUAAUUUGGGGCAAACCCACGCAGGUGAUUAUGACCUGCUGGAAAGCACAGCCCAGUCUCCCCUAGGGGACAUCAGCAGGAACUGCACUGAGGACGGCUGGUCGGAACCUUUCCCUCAUUAUUACGACGCCUGCGGCUUUGAUGAAAACGAGACAGAGUCCGAUAACCAGGAUUACUACUACCUGUCUGUGAAGGCUCUGUACACCGUGGGAUACAGCACUUCCCUGGUGUCCCUCACCACUGCCAUGGUCAUCCUGUGCCGCUUCAGGAAGCUUCACUGCACUCGGAAUUUCAUCCACAUGAACCUCUUUGUUUCGUUCAUCCUCCGUGCAAUAUCCGUGUUCAUCAAGGACGGGGUUCUUUAUGCUGAGCAGGAUGGCAACCACUGCUUCAUCUCGACUGUGGAGUGCAAAGCAGUGAUGGUGUUUUUCCACUACUGCGUCAUGUCCAACUACUUCUGGCUUUUCAUCGAGGGGUUGUACCUUUUCACUCUGCUGGUGGAAACCUUCUUCCCAGAGAGGAGAUAUUUCUACUGGUACACAAUUAUUGGCUGGGGUACCCCAACCAUCUGUGUCACUGUCUGGGCGGUGCUGAGGCUCCACUUUGAUGACACUGGCUGCUGGGACAUGAAUGACAACACUGCCCUGUGGUGGGUGAUCAAGGGUCCUGUGGUUGGAUCCAUCAUGAUAAACUUUGUGCUUUUUAUUGGCAUAAUUGUGAUACUUGUGCAGAAACUCCAGUCACCUGAUAUCGGGGGCAAUGAAUCCAGCAUUUACUUCACCCUCCCUCUUCCUCCCAGAUGCAGCUGCAGUCCAUGCCCGGGACACGUGCGCAGCUGCGUUCAGAAAUGCUACUGUAAGCCUAAGAGGGCUAACCAGCACUCUUGCAAGAUGUCAGAACUAUCAACCAUUACCCUGAGGCUGGCUCGCUCCACGCUGCUGCUCAUCCCCUUGUUUGGAAUUCACUACACAGUCUUCGCUUUUUCCCCGGAAAACGUCAGCAAGAGGGAGAGGCUGGUGUUUGAACUGGGACUGGGAUCCUUCCAGGGUUUUGUUGUUGCUGUUCUCUACUGUUUCUUGAAUGGGGAGUUUCUCCCUAAAGGUGCAAUCAGAAAUAAAGAGAAAAUGGAGGAGCUGGAAAGUCAACCGGUAUUUUGCUGUGGAUUUCAAACAUCGCCAUCCUUCUCUAGCGAGCAGCGGAGUGAACGGGGGGACACAACUGUCCAUUCUGAGCAAGAGCAGCUCUCAGAUUCGGAUGUCCAGCAUAAAUGCAGAGAACCUGGCGACAUGAGCAGCUGAGGGAGCAGAUCCAGCAUGAGCAAACCAAAAACACGUCCCUUGAAACAGAAAAAAAAAAAAAUGAAAUGAUGGUUUUGGUUGUGGUGGUGUAGGUCUUCUCCUUCUCCUUCUCCUUCUCCUUCUCCUUCUCCUUCUCCUUCUCCUUCUCCUUCUCCUUCUCCUUCUCCUUUCCUUUCCUUUCCUUUCCUUUCCUUUCCUUUCCUUUCCUUUCCUUUCCUUUCCUUUCCUUUCCUUUCCUUUCCUUUCCUUUCCUUUCCUUUCCUUUCCUUUCCUUUCCUUUCCUUUCCUUUCCUUUCCUUUCCUUUCCUUUCCUUUCCUUUCCUUUCCUUUCCUUUCCUUUCCUUUCCUUUCCUUUCCUUUCCUUUCCCUCUUUUCCAUUCUCCUCUCCCCUCCAGAGGUGACAAAGCAAAGGAAAUGUGUGUAUAUAUCUCUUUUUAACAGUCACUGUAAAUACCCAGCUGUACUCAAGGCCAUCAACGGGGAAUGUUUCACAGACAAACAAGAGGCCAAACCCACCCACUCAACUAUUGCCAUUUCAGAGCAUCUGCAAGUGAUCCGUGUCCGUCCAGAGUAACAAGUGGUUGCUGUGCAGUUGUGAUCCUCGGUUGCCAAACUGAUCCCAGUCCAUGAAUGGACGUGACUGUUGGCAUUUUUCCACUUGGUUUCCCUUUUGGGUUGGAUUUGCCUAAUUUCCCCCCCUUCCCCCUCCUGUGACAAACCUGUCUGAGCCUGUCCCUGUCUUCUGGCACGUGAAUUUCUGCAGCGUUUCUCUUUGGAGUCUGAGGAUGGAGCUGCUGUGCUUGGGUUAAUCAAACCAUUCGGGAAGAUCUCCAGAAAAUCCAGCUGGAUUCAGUCACACGUUCCCAGUGGACUUAAAGGAACAGCUGUGCCAAUGUGAACCUGCCUCUCACUGCAGGAAUUCCAGGCAAGAGCAGUGGGAUCAUCUGUGCUUUUCCACCCCCAGGGACACUUCUGAGAUUGUUUGUGUUCCAGCUAAGCUGUGAAUUUUCUAAAAGGGCCCUGCAGUUGAGAUAUACCUAUCUAUUUUUUUUUUUGGCAUUGAUUGACAGAUUGAUCGUUUGGAUUCUUUGAAUCACAGAAAUAACUGUCCCUUCCCUCCCACCUCAAGAGCAGAAGUCCUUUCCAGGGUGAUCUUUCCCUUGGACCCUCCACAUCUGUGGCCAAACGUGGCCUUGGUGUUUUGGGGUGGUGCUGUCACCCAGCCUGCGGUGCCUCUGCGACCUCUUGGACUUCUGUGUGUUGACUCUGCCCUGUCAGAGGCACAGGGAGGAUCUGGCACAACAUCCUGGAAGGUAAAAAUCAUCUGCAUUUGGUGACCAAUGAGCAACGAGACCGAACAAUGGGAUGGCGUGGAAGGAAAAUGGAAAGACCUCGGAGGACUUCCCACACCUGGCAGUUUUGUCUCUUUUUGGACAUUCUGUUUGUUUAAGCACCAAUGGUCUUACUGGGUUUUUUGGGGGAGGGAGGAACUAGAAUGUUCUUUCAGCCUUUGCCUUGUAGUUGAAGCCACAACUGGUAUUUACCUGCUUCAAUCCAGUGUCAAUGAUGUCAAUUCUUAAGAGUCUUUAUCCAGAGCAUAAAGGCUUCGAGAGCCAUCCUAAUGCUCAUUUCACUUUGGACUCAUGAACUGAUAUAUAUAUAUAUAUAUAAAAUAUAUAUAUAUGUGUGUGUGUGUGCAUAUAUUAAAGAUAAAAAUGGAAAUGACACUUUUAAAUGUGAAGUUUGGAACUGAAACUAAGAGUAACCAGGAAAUUCGAAAUUCAGGCUGGUUCUUUGGUGUCGAUUGACAUGAUCAUAAACUAAAAAAAAAAAAAAAACACCACAAAGAAAAAGGGAAAGACUUGGAAUUUUAGUGUCAGCUGAGUGUGAGCUUUUAAUUUCACUGGUUCUAUUAGUUUAAGUAAAAAAAAGAAAAGUUUUAAUGUCAUUUUAAGCAGAGGUUUUUAAAAAUAAUCCUAGUUUACUUAUUUUUAAAAGGAGAAGGAAAAGGCCUCAGAAAGUUGUGAAAGGAAUAUUAAUUGUAAUAAUCCUCAACACGUGUAGUGCUUUAUGGGACGUGAUCUGCUCUCGACUGUAGCAGUUUAAAUGAAUGUGAAAAUUUAAUUUGAAAUAGAAAUCUUGAUUGAGGGCACACUGGUACAGGAUUAGGCUCUUACGAGAUGGUUACACCCCUGCCAUGUGAAUUCUACCCUUGCACAGAGGACCAGUAAAGAGUUUAAAGCACUUCCAUUUUACUCCAAAUUCUUAAGCUGGAAUUUAUAUGAUCCAGACACCUUUUUUUUCCCAAGUCUACAGCACCGAUUUGCUGCUCUGAGAGCAGAAUUUGUCUCCCUCUUCCCAGCUCUCUGUAAAUGUUUUUAGCUGAUGGAUUGGCCCUUCCUCUCUCGAUAAAUGCUAUCUGAGAAGGUUUCCCCUGCACUUGGCAGCCUGGCCACUUUGGAAAUCUAAAGUUAAAUGAGCAGAUCCCAUCAGGUUUGUGUUUCCUGCAGUGUGGGCUUUCACGAGUAUUAUAUUGGCAGUACUGUAUUAUUAAAAAAAAAAAAAUUAUCAAAAGCUUUAUUUUGCACUACUAGUAGUCAGUUUUCAAGCAUUAAUUAAUUAGAACUUUUGAGAUAAAAGAUGUUGAAGUACUGCCUCUAGCUGGAGACUUCGUGCCAUGGUUCAGUCCAGAGCGAGAGGUGUUUGGAUCUUUUAUCUUUUAAUUUAUUUUCAUUGUUGUUGUUGUUGUUGUUGUUGAAGCAUUUCCUGAGUUUAUUUCGGGAUUUUGUGGUUUCCCUGGCUGUCCUACAGUGCUCUGCAAUUUGAGUUGGUGGAUCUCAGUCCAGUGCCUCGUGGGCAAAUGUCCACAUGACCAAAUCCACCCUCGAAUCCUGCACACAGGAGACCAGGCCCUGAGCUCAGCUAAAACCAGGACACAAAACUCUUGUUGUUGUUGUUGUGAGAACAAACCCACUUCACUUAGGAUUGGGAUUUGGCCUCAGCACGUUGUUAUCACUAUUUAUUUUUGGUGGUCUCAGCAAGAGAAUCCAAGGGUGGAAUAGUCAUGAAAACUUGGACUUGGCCCUUAAUUCCUGGAGCCAACGCUCAGGAGCAGGACAAGCUGGAGAGCAGUGGAGGGGAAAAUUUCUGCUGUUGCAGACCCUUUGCUUCUUGUUCCAAUUGAAAUCUUUGGUACCAUUCACCAGCACUGAAUUUCCUGGAGGGAAAGGUGCCUCUUGACAUAUCAAAUGUACAAUAUAUCCCACAAACAACCCCCCCUUCCAUGAUGAUUGGACUUACCUGAAGUGUUGAUGCACUUUGCAGAUGUGGCUUUCCUUGGUCACCUGAAAACUUCCUCAGUGUUGCUGGAAAGAUGCUACUUGAGGUGUAAAUAGUUACUGAAACCAGACUCUGGUGCCCUGGCACAAAUUAGCUCUCAAGAAACCUUCCUGUUGAAUGUAAACUGCAGAUGCUGCCAGGGCGUGGCCACCACUCCCAGUGGCUGUUGUGGUUCCCAUUUGUUCCAGGAGGGAAGAAACCCCCCUCAGGUGGUUUUACUUCCAGAUGUGUGUAAAUACCAACUGAGUGUAACAGUGCUUUGUUUGAUUUUUUCACUGUGAACUAUAUUUUGGAGCAAGAAAGGCUGUGUUCUUCAGAACAAAACACAAUUAAAAUCGACACAAGUGUGCAGUGCUCCUUGAGCCAUUUUUUUCCUACCACGUCCAUAAUGUGUUUCCUGUCUAAUUUCCUUAUUUUGCUUUUCUGAGUGUACAAAAACUUCCUGUGCUGCAGCUUUUGUGACUAUUCACUGUAUCUAACCACUGUUGGAUUAUUGACUUGUCAGUGUGGAGUGCUGGUACUACAGGACAAUUAACAUCCCAAAAUGAACUCUACAAAGGUGUGUUGUGAAGGGCGAGGCUUGUUUUGUUGCUGCGUGGUGACCUCACCUCCUUCACCUUCACCUCCAUUUAGGAUAUCUGGAACUCAGAGCCCAGGUAAAGAAACUUAAAUGUUUAGUUAUGGGAAUUUUUGUUUCAUGGGGGAAAACUGCUCGAGUUCCUCUAUAUCACUGAAGAUUUUAUAUUUGAAAGCCAGGUGUUAAAAUGGGGUGGUGGGAGGAGUAUUUUCCAUGUGGAUCUUCGUGAAGAAGGAACUUCAUCCUCUUGGUAGGACUUGGCAAGUCCCUUUUGGGGACCUUUCUUGAAGUGUGAGGACCGGAAUGGGACACAAUACAGUUUCUUAGACUCCUCCUGGAAACCUGACCUGGGAGAACCUGAUCCUUUUCCAGCAGGGACAGAAGGAUUAAUUGCCAUAAUUUGCCUUGACAGUGUCAUUUUGCAAAAUCGUGGCAUUUCCUAAUAUUUUCAUGUCCGUGGUGGGUGAAAUUCUGCUUCUGAACAGCACAAAAGCUUCAGUGCUUGCUUCUGGUGGUCUCAAAGAUUCAGGGGGUGUUUUCCUCAUCCCAUGGACAAACGAAACCAGCUAACUGAAAAUAAGCAAAGUCAAAACGAGCAAGAACAAAACUUAUUUGCUCAACGUGAAGGAAAGCUCUGUAAUUGCCAUUAUUCCAUAUUAUAAUAUUCCCACUCCUAAACUGAUCAUCCCUCCUGUUAAAAUUCAGUUGGUUUUUCUUUUUCUCACCUUCUCUUCCCACUGGAAAAUUAUUGCAAAACUUUUCUCUUUUGGCAGUUAGAAACCUUUUUUUUUUUUUCCCCCUAAAUUCCAACUUGAAAUAAUUCCUGGCUCUCUUAGGUUCCUUUUCAUACCCGUCUUGCCUCCAGUUUCUCUCUCUCUCUUCCUGAGGUAUAAACAGCUUUAUUUCAGAUGAAAUCUGCAGUUUGUCUUUGGUUAUACAGCUGAAAGAUAAGACUAAAAAAAAAAAAAUCAUGCUAUUAAACUGCAUUUGUUUCAGUUCUAAUCCAAAUUUGGGCAGCAAAAAUAAUGUAAGGAAUCAAAUACAGGUGUGAAUCCAUGUGGAAUAGUAGGAAAAUUACCUGGAAGCAGCAUCCUGGGAAAAAAAGAGAGGGGAAAAAAAAGAAAGGAAAAAUAAAAACUAAGAGAUAGAAUUCCAGUUCUUGAAAGUCUAUAAAUGGUAUUUGUUUUCUGAGUAAUUUUCAUUCAGCCAGAUCUAAAGGGAAAGUAAUUCCAAUAUUUUCCCUUUCUGUUCUCAGUUGUGAUCUUGCAAGAGAAGCUGAUCCCUAUCAGAAGGAUAGGACACAUAGUCAGUCAAAAUACUGCAAGAAAUCAUCAUUCGAGUGGGCUAAAAGACACUGAUGGUGUCAGUUUGGGAGGUUUCAGCUCUCAUGUAUCUGACAUGGCUGCUAAAUCCCUACUGAAUUUGGUCUGCAAACCAUAAAAAUACACAACUUUAUUUUUCCAGCCCAGCCCUGACAGAAAUCAGAUAUAAAAAUUUAAGUGUCAGAGAAAAAAAAAUAUAUAUAUCUAGAGUGACUUUAGCAAACAGUGGCAAUAAAAGAAAUGGAAACCUCAAUAAUUUAAUUUGGUUUAUUUACCUUGUUAUUUGAAAUUAUUUUUCAAUAGGGUUUCAGAAACAAUUGCCGAUGUCAGAGGUUUUUAACCUGGGGCCUGUGGAGACUUCAGAGCACAUUCCCAGAGGGUGUUCAUGGGAGAUGAUUAAAGCAAACAAGGUCAUUUUUCUGUGUAGCAAUAGAUGCUUGGGAGGCUCCUGAAGAGCUCCAAUCUCACAUCUCUUUAUGCAAAGGCUCCCACAGAUCCAAACCCUACAAAGCCCAAUAAAAUCAGAUUUCCCUCCUUGCUUUGAUAACGUCAUUUCAUGAUAUUAAGAUAUUCUCUUUUGUUCUGAGGUUUGUUCUCGUGUGGGCAGAGAUUCCAGAGAAAUGUGUGCUUAUUUUAUCAAUAUUAUGCUUAUAAUCACUGCAUAAUAUUGAUGAUAUUAUGAGAGCAGUGAAUGUUUCCUCAGCAGGACAAGGAAGGGAAGCAAGACAAGUAGGAAGGACAGAUAGAGCAGGAUUUAUGGACACCUCCAGCUGCCAGACAGGACUGGAGUCUGUUAGAGAUCCUGGGCCCCAUCUCUGAGCUCUGUGUGGAUAUCUAGGACACAGAUGAACUCCCUGAGUGGGAUUCACUUCCAACCAAACACUUGUUUUAAAGUAGUUUUCUUUCUUUAGAGUUAAAUAUCAAGGGCUAUAUUAGAUGUGUGUCCCUUUCAACCUCGGGUGUUCUCAGCAUUAGAGAGUCUGGCCCACAGUUAAAGUCCUGGGUAAGAUCUUGUGUCCCUGAGCAGUCAGACAAGGAGACACCCCCACCACUCCACUUUGGACACCGACAGCUGAGGUGUCUUCCCUUGAUCUGCUUUCUCCCCUUGGCCUCUGUAGCCACAAGAGAGAAAAGAGUAAUUUCAGAGCACAAAAGUCAAAACUCAUAUUUUUUUCUUGAUGUCCACUGGAAAGGGAGGUGAUUCACGCUUUGCAAGGGUUUCUUUCCUCCAGGAGGUCGAGAUGGUUGUGCUGGAGACAGAUGUUGACACUGUGGAAGCCUGGACAGAGAUGGAUUUUCCCUGGCAGCUUUGCCUGCUCACUCCUGUUCUGUUGUGUGCCUGCUGAGAAACAACGGCUUUGAAAAGCUUGGGAGUGGCUUCUGUUGGGUAUCAGCAGCCAGAUCUGAGGGAGGAGUUAACACCUGAUUAGAGUUUUCAGGAGGUCUUGUUCUCACUGUCAGGUUGUGUCUGUACGACCAGCACUUCUGUGUCCUGAAACAAACCAUAGUAUAUAGUGCACAUGCAGUGAAAAAGGGAAAAUUUAGGAUUUUACCCCCUGCUUUCAGCAGUCAGGAACAUGCAACCAGUUCAGAAUUGCAUUUAAAGGACGAAUGAGGAAGAUGUGGAGAGUGCAGCUGCAGUGAAGGAUGCUCUGAUGUUCAGCUCCGUGUAUAUCUGUGCUGAAGAGCUCAAUUCAGCUAAAUACACAUUGUACUUUGUGUAUGAAAACACACCAGCAGAGCUUGAACAAUGUCUUGAACCUCGUGGUCUUUUCACCUUCUUACGACUCAAACUGCAAUUUCCCAUUGGCUUUCUUGUGGGGAAUUCAUCCAUGUGAAGAAUUACUGUGUGAUAUGACACUGUGUGAUAUGACACUCUUCAGUGUCCCAAAUUCCUUAGGCUUCUGCAUAUGCCUUUCCCAAUGGACUUUGUGCUUGCAGAGAAGUCUCAAGAGGCCUUUGUGUAUCAGUAUAACCUGUACAAACAAAUAUCUGGUGUGUUCAUUCUCUCUCCCUUCUACUUGUCAGUUUAGUGGCAAUGCAAACACGCUCUAGCUCGGAGAAGUUACUGGAUGGAAAGCUGUAUUUUGGCUUUUGACUGUGUCAAGGUACAAAGUUACUGGCCUGUUGGGUCUAAUACUGACCUUAUUUUGGUCGAAACUGGUUUAACUGGUAACGGGAUUUAACUUGAGCUUUGUUAGGAGGUGGAAACACAGAUAUCGAUUGCUGCUUUCUAACCUUUUUUGUGUUUUGAGAAAUUGUUUUUAACAUGUAUACUGCUGUAGAUGACACAAUAAAUGUAUUAUCAUUUUGUAUAAGUCUGUUCUGAUAUAAAAUUGCACCAAAGAGAA
Molecule: messenger RNA, 9864 nt
Organism: Myiozetetes cayanensis
Lineage: Eukaryota; Metazoa; Chordata; Aves; Passeriformes; Tyrannidae
Gene: ADCYAP1R1
Product: ADCYAP receptor type I
Exons: 18
Coding region: 701-2275 (524 amino acids)
Biological process (GO): cell surface receptor signaling pathway; adenylate cyclase-modulating G protein-coupled receptor signaling pathway
Cellular component (GO): neuron projection; plasma membrane
Molecular function (GO): peptide hormone binding; vasoactive intestinal polypeptide receptor activity; G protein-coupled peptide receptor activity
Source: RefSeq, a predicted model, not a curated record